CGUCAAAUCAGAUCAAGCUCACAAAUGUGUCCCUAGUGCGCAUGAAAAAGGGUAAAAAGAGGUUCGAGAUUGCCUGCUACCAAAACAAAGUCCAGGAUUGGAGAUCUAAUGUUGAAAAAGAUUUGGACGAAGUUCUUCAAAUACCACAAGUAUUUCUGAAUGUAUCUAAGGGUCAAGUUGCUCCAAAUGAGGAUUUACAAAAAAGUUUUGGGUCUACAGAUACAGAUAAAAUCAUACUAGAAAUAUUACAGAAAGGUGAAAUUCAAUUAAGUGAAAAAGAGAGACAGGCAAAAGGUAAUCAAGUACAAGCUGAAAUCUUGCAACUUAUAUCUACGAAAUGUAUCAACCCUAGAACAAAGAAAAGAUAUCCGCCAACAAUGAUCCAAAAGGCAUUAGUAGAAUUGAAAUACAAUACAGUGGCUACCAAACCUGCAAAACUACAAGCAUUGGAGGCUAUCAAAUUGCUUGUUUCUAAACAAAUAAUACCAAUAGUCAGAGCCAAAAUGAAAAUUAAAAUUGUGUUAGAAUCAAAAGAUGCCAAAAAAUUAUCUGAUAAAAUUAAGCCACUUCUUGGUGAUGUUGAAAGUGAAGAUUCUGGUAAACUUUGGGAAGUGAUCUCUUACAUCGAUCCUGUUAACUAUAGAGAAUUGGUAGAAAUUGUUGGAAACCACAAGUCUGGUCAAUUGGAAGUGCUUGAUAUGGCCGUUAUUGAUGAAAAUGAUAAAUAGACUUCUACAAUUUCAAUUUUUCAUUUAUUUUAUUAUUAUUGGCUCUCAUUGCACCUUUUUAUGAGGUCCAAAACUAGUAGCAAUCGAUCAAAAUCUUCUUUAUCUGAUUCUUUUGAUUUGAAAAUUUUUGAACUAACUGAUAUUAUCAGCCCUCUAGUUUCAUUUGAUGUAUAAACGAGCUUCGCAAUAUGAUUUACUAUAACUGAUAGUUUAAUAUUUGAAUUGUCC
Molecule: messenger RNA, 956 nt
Organism: Hansenula anomala
Lineage: Eukaryota; Fungi; Ascomycota; Saccharomycetes; Phaffomycetales; Wickerhamomycetaceae
Gene: SDO1
Product: guanine nucleotide exchange factor SDO1
Exons: 2
Biological process (GO): ribosome biogenesis; cytosolic ribosome assembly
Source: RefSeq, a predicted model, not a curated record